Messenger RNA from Penicillium subrubescens, 1902 nucleotides. It is a transcript of the gene trm44, whose product is annotated as tRNA (uracil) methyltransferase. Bases 1 to 1902 code for a protein of 633 amino acids. Gene Ontology annotation, biological process: tRNA methylation. Gene Ontology annotation, molecular function: tRNA (uridine) methyltransferase activity. The record is from RefSeq and is a predicted model, not a curated record. Lineage: Eukaryota; Fungi; Ascomycota; Eurotiomycetes; Eurotiales; Aspergillaceae. The transcript has a single exon.
AUGCCAAACAGAAAGAUCGUGCGCAACCUUAGCAGGCUCUCGGGUAAAUCUCUCAAGGAGACCUUGGAAUCAAGUCAUGAAGUCCUGGAAAUAGACUCAGAUGACUGGCUCACAUCUCCAGACCUCAGUGAAGAUGGACUGCCCUUUUCCACGGAAAAUUUCUACGAAACCGCGGUCUUUCUUAUGGCCAAUCCGAAUAUCACUUCAAGCCAUUUGUUCCGGGCAGAUAUAUUAUUUGACAGCCAGGGUCUUCUCAAAACACCUCAACAGGAUGAAGAGCUUGCUGGGACAUUCGGCGGAUGUGCCACGGAGAUACCAGAGACCCCCGUAAAGGCCAAGCCUGCGGCCCAAGUGACAGGCUUUGAUCUGGUCAGGACUGUCAUUCGAAAAUUGAUUCCUCGAAAUCAGAAUAUUGAUAGGCCUCUUGUACAAACUUGUCAUUUCUACAAAUCAAAGACUUCGUCCUCAAGGGACGAUGAAGACCAUUCGAAUGAUGACCAACCCUCGGAACGGCAACGUGUGUUGACCAUGUUCCUUCCGCAUAUUGAGUCCCAGGAUGAUGUUCCUUUCUACCACCCGCAACUCAGGGGACUUGCGACUCUAUAUGACGUUCAGAGCUCACAAGAAGGUGUCAAGUCCGGAACCAUGUCUGUGCAUUUCCUACCCUUUUCAAGCGAUAUCCCUGAGCGCCUAGAGCGCACAUUGCAUCUUCUCCUCAACUUCUACGUUCGGCUCACACGUGGUGCCAAGGGCACAACAACCAACGAGAUUACGGGCAAAACCAGCUCUUCCAAGGACAAUCUUGUUCCCCGUCAUCUGGCUCAAAACACCUACGCACGACUCAAGAAUAUAUAUGCAGCUGACCUCUGUGAGAAUUGGGCUGAAAGUACCGAGCCAAGCAAGCAUGUCUAUGAGGAUCUGGCCAUUACCGCGUUUCUGAUCGAGCUAUGGCGAAUGAUGUACGGGGUUGCACCAGCUAAGGAGAACCCUAAUGGAGAAAACACAACAGCCAAAUUCCCAGGAUUCGUGGACAUGGCAUGCGGGAAUGGAGUACUGGUCUAUGUCCUCCUCAUGGAAGGUUACUCGGGCUGUGGCUUUGAUGCCCGUCGACGCAAAUCGUGGAGCGUCUACCCUGAUUGGGUCCAGGAACGACUCACAGAGAAGAUUCUCAUUCCCAAGCCCUUCGCCGAUAUCACGGAGGCUGGCGAUAUUGGAGUCAACAUAACGACGGGCGAUUUCCCGCGUGAUACUUUUAUCAUAUCCAACCAUGCCGAUGAACUUACUGUGUGGACUCCACUCAUCGCUGCCCUGGCAUGCCCAGAAUCCCCUCUCCCAUUCCUCGCUAUACCAUGUUGUUCUCAUGCGCUCUCCGGGUCACGAUAUCGCUACCCGCUCCCGAAAGGAACCAAGCCAAAGACUACGACGGGUGCCGCGGAGAAACCAGAUCAACACACAGAACAGAACCCACAGCCCGCCUCGGGUGACUUGAAGGCAUUGCGCGCCGCCAAACAAGCGGAGAAGACUGAGAGUGGCAUGUGGACAUCCAUGUAUGGCCUUCUCACGAAAAAGACCAUCACUGUCGCCGAAGAGGCCGGAUACCAAGUGGAGAAGACCCUGCUACGCAUUCCCAGCACAAGGAAUAUGGGAGUAAUAGGAGGUCGACAAUUAGUCUCCGAGCAGUGGAAGCAACUAGGGACCAGUAGCGCACCCACAGUGGCCGAAGAUCAAACAAAACAGGCUCCGCGGGUCGUGCAGAAUGUUAUGGAUAUUGUCGAGCGGGAGUGUUCCAGGGAAGGUGGAAUACAAGCUUCUGCACAGAUUUGGAUUGAGCGGGCCCGGGGCCUUCAGAAGGACCGCGGAAAAGCCACCAAUCCCGCAGACGAUGCUCAGAUACUCGAAUAG